Somion occarium is the source of this 1414-nucleotide messenger RNA. The record is from the annotation of a GenBank genome assembly. Lineage: Eukaryota; Fungi; Basidiomycota; Agaricomycetes; Polyporales; Cerrenaceae.
ACCUUUGCAAGCCAUCAUGGCCGACACACACGAUGAAGGCUCAGGCUCUGACGAUGUGCUACCCGACGAGGAUGCUUUUCUUCAGUCGGAGAGUACCUUCGCAGCAACUUCAUUCGACCAAUACUUUCUCCUAGCAUCCAAGUCAUCUCGCACCUCGUCCAACGUAUUCUCCGCUCGCGUCGACCCAUUGACUCCUCAGGAAUUCACUGCUGCCCUAUCAUCUUUACCCUCACUUGCUGAAGCACCGCCAAUAGACUACCGUUCGGCUUUUCCCAAGUUUCUCCUCCAACUGGAGCAAGGUUUCAAUCUAUUAUUCUACGGCGCAGGUUCCAAGAGAGACGUGUUGAACUCAUUUGUGGAGUACAUACAUAGGCGAAGGAAGGUCCACGUAGUUGUGGCCAACGCAUUUAACCCAAACUUUACGAUAAAGGACCUCCUGAACUCUAUCGAGAACGUCCUCGACACGUCCUCUGCGCCUUCAACGCAACGAGGCGUCGAGGGACAAUUCAACCGCAUACACCAUGUUCUGAAUCAUACGGAAACCUCCCCUCGCCUCUGCAUUCUUAUUCACAACAUUGAUUCCCCAUCACUUCUCUCUACCAAAGCGAAAGCCAUGCUUUCAAACCUAGCUAGUGACCCAAAUGUACAUCUCUUAGCAUCCGUCGACAAUAUCGCAUUUCCCCUUUUGUGGUCCCUCGGCGAAUCGUCAGGCCGUAAACAAUCCAGCGGAUAUGCCUGGCUCUAUCACGACCUAACUACCCUCCGACCCUACGAUUUCGAACUCUCCUACGCCGACCGAUCCUCCAUCUCCGGAGCCUCUCGAACCAACACCCGAGCUGCUCGUGCACGCGCCGCAGACGGUGGCAUCCCAGCCGUCAUGACCGAAGUUGCAGCUCGACAUAUCCUUUUGUCUGUAACCGAGAAGGCCAAGAAACUCUUUGUACUCCUUGCAACGAGACAAAUUGAAUCCAUGGCCGAAGGUGCAUCUGCUCAAGACGUGCAGGAAACUGCAGUGGAGUAUGGCACACUAUUCACCAUUGCCCGAGACAAUUUCGUCGCGACGAAUGACACUGCAUUCCGGGCUCUGAUGGGCGAGUUCAAAGACCAUGGUUUAAUGCUUACUGCUCCUCAAGGACCCGCUUCAGGAGAUGUAGUCUGGAUCCCAUUACGCAAAACAGUCUUGUCGACACUCAUGGCAGACCUACAGCAGGGUCAAUUGUAAUACACAGCCCGGAAUAUCAUAACAUGGAAGCUAAUAGAUGUAAGGGAUUAUACGGGAAGGAACAAUCUCACAGUAUUUCUUCCAGUCUUUGCCAUAUCUAAAAGACCCUCAAUGUCAGCGUCCAUCUUCAGUGCUAGUGGUCGAACGAACGCACUUUUUCUCGCAAUGGGCAUCAUCGCGUCUUUGUCUGUG